AUGGCGGGUGAAGAUCUCCCAGAGUAGUGAGGUAACAGGCCAGCUGCCGGUAUUGUGUGUGGAGCAGCGGGAAACACUGAGGAGCGGCGGAGCUUAUAGGGAGCAGCUCAGCCCCGGGUCAGGGCGCUCACAGUGCACCGCUCACCCCGCCAAAAAAAUAAUAAAAAAUGGGCGACCACUUCUCCCUCUCUGACUGCGAUGUCAUAGGCUUUGACCUGGACCACACGCUAUGCCGAUACCGGCUGCAGGAAUCCAGCAAGUUAAUUUACAACAGUUUUGCUCAGUACCUAGUGGAUGAGAAAGGUUACAAGGAAGAUUUGCUAUCCGUUACAUCUGAAGAAUGGGAUUUCUGCUUCAAAGGCUUGAUGCUGGAUUUGGAAGAAGGAAACUUUCUUAAACUUGCUGCAGAUGGAACUAUUCUCAGGGCGUGUCAUGGUACCAAAGCAAUGACUGCUGAAAUGAUUGAAGAGGUGUAUGGUGAAAAAAGGGAGUGGAAACAUUUUAAAGCAAUUAAUGGAACAUAUGCACGAUCAGCUAAAUACUACUUCUACGACAACUAUUUUGAUUUACCUGGAGCUCUCCUGUGCGCUAAAAUAGUUGAUUCUUUAGAGAUGACUGAUGGGCAAAAGAAGUAUGAUUUCUGGAAAGAUAUUAUUUCUGCAAUAGAGCACAACUACAAAACUACUGCUUUUAAAGAAAAUUGUGGAACGUAUUUUCCAACUGUGAAGAAGGACCCAGGCAAAUAUUUAAAGACAUGUCCUGAGUCUUUGAAAAACUGGUUAAGGAGUCUGAAAAAUGCUGGAAAAACCGUUUUGUUAAUCACUAGCUCACACAGCGACUACUGCCGGCUUCUGUGUGAACACAUUUUAGGGAAGGAUUUUGAGGAGCUUUUUGACAUUAUAAUUACUAACGCCUUAAAGCCAGGAUUUUUCUCUCUUACUCCUCAACAAAGACCAUUCUGGACUCUUGACAAUGAUGUGGAAACUGACAUGCUUCCUGCAUUGGAGAAGGCUGGCUGGUACUCUCAGGGUAACUGGGUGCAUUUAUUGGAAUUGUUGAAGAAAAUGACUGAAAAACCUGAGCCAAAGGUGGUGUAUUUUGGUGACAGCAUGCGGUCAGAUAUUUUCUCAGCCCGUUACUAUAGCAACUGGGAGACUGUCCUCAUUCUUGAGGAGCUAGAAGGUGGUGAAGUCCAAGAGCCAGACGUAACUGAUUUUGGAUCCUCCUUAAAAAAGAAAGGAAAGUAUGACAGCCUUACAGGACAAGAAAAUUACUCUGUAUCGAAGAAAUGGGGAUCGUACUUUGCAGACUGCAUUGCUGGAGCUAAGAGCUCACAGGAUACACCGUAUGUGACUUGGUGCUGUUCCAGUAUUAGGAAUUACAGCACAAUAACAAUCCCCAGCAUCCUGGCAAUUGUAGAUUUGCCCCUGGAUUAUAAAUUUACCAAGUUUUCAGGCAGUAAUACAGACAUUGAUGGCUACUACCCCCAGGCUCCUGCAAUCCUCAUAUCUCAGAGCACAGAGGGUACUGCAGCAUAAAUGGCACUCCCAGUAAUACAUGACUCUUGUAAUGGCUGUAACUGUUCUAAACUUUCAUGUAAAUCUACAACUCUGGUUGAAUAUGCCUUUAAGGACAAGUGUUUCUUUAUUAAAUGACUCCAAGUAUUAGUUGAUUAUAAGUAGGAUGAACCAAACGUUUUGUAAGAUUAUUUUGUAUUAAUUCUGGAGCAAAUUUGUGACCUACUGUUUGUAAAAAUGAAAGUUUGAAGUUGAAAUACAAAGUUUUCAUCCUGUUACGUUGGUCCUGCAGACAGAAAUUAAAGGCGUUUGAAAAU
Molecule: messenger RNA, 1834 nt
Organism: Bufo bufo (common toad)
Lineage: Eukaryota; Metazoa; Chordata; Amphibia; Anura; Bufonidae
Gene: NT5DC1
Product: 5'-nucleotidase domain containing 1
Exons: 12
Coding region: 168-1538 (456 amino acids)
Molecular function (GO): 5'-nucleotidase activity
Source: RefSeq, a predicted model, not a curated record